GGAUUUUUUCGAUUUAGGAAGUUUGGAGGAGAAAAAUGGUGGGAUUGAGGCCGGAAUGGGCAGUGAAAGCGAUCGUGGUGAUAAUAAUCACAUCAAUAUUGUUCCGAUGCGUGUCUGCGGUGACUAACCACACAGUUGGUGGAGUUUCCGGCUGGGAUCUCACUUCCAAUCUCCAAGGCUGGGCUGCCGAGACUACUUUCCGAGUCGGAGACUUUCUAGUGUUCUCGUACACGCCGGUCCACGAUGUAUUGGAAGUGCACCACUUGGAUUACCAUUUCUGUCACACGGUGCACCCAAUCCGCACAUACAACGACGGAGAGACAGUGAUCCAACUGACUCAACCAGGACCCAGGUACUUCAUAUGCGGCAGACAAGGUCACUGUAACAUGGGCCUCAGACUCCAGGUCCAAGUACUCCCUCAGCUCUCCGACAACAACGACAAUGCCCCUACUACUCCUACUACUAUAAGCCCCUCCUCUUCCCCCACCGCUUCCCCACCAAGCGAUGGUGGUGGUGACCAGACUAAUAGGCACCAGAACCAUCCAUCUGCUCCUCCUCGUCGGGCUCCUCUGAUAGGUGACCGCCGUCCUCCUCCUCCUGCUCGUCCUACCCCUCCUCCUCCUGCUGCUCCGGCACCUAGCAAUGAUGCUGGAGGAGAGAUAGAAGUACCAUCAAUUGGUUCAGAAAAUGGGCCGCAGGACAAGCCGAAUAAUCCAGCCAAUGCUACCAGUGCAUCUCCUCCUUGUACUUGUGGAGCUGGAGAGGUGGUGAUAAGCUUGCUCUUCUGGUGGUUCCCUGUGAUCACAGCCCUGGUGAUGCUGGUUUCUUCUUGGUCAAUUCGGGAGCUGGGUUUCCUCUUUGGCAUUUCACACCUCGUGAUUGUUUGAUUUUGAUGUGUUGGUAUUGGUUCUGAGUACUUUCUUAUGAUCGAUCUUUGUGAUGCAUGCCCUUUUUGCUCACUUUUUGAUCAUCACGCACAUUUCAGCAUUUUUAGUUUGAAAUUGGCCGGAUAGCUCUCUCUGUGUCUCUGCAGAGUGCUAAUGCGAUGGCUGGCAUAGUAGAGUCUGUCUGAAAUUUAGCUGUUGGUUCGGUUAAAUUUGUUUGCCAAACAUUUGCUUCAUGCAUGCAACGCUAAUGCAUGUUAAAAUUUGCUAUACCUUGUAGCUAAUAAACGAACAGUUACACC
Messenger RNA from Ziziphus jujuba (common jujube), 1186 nucleotides. RefSeq names its product uclacyanin 1. Bases 36 to 887 code for a protein of 283 amino acids. The transcript is spliced from 2 exons. Gene Ontology annotation, cellular component: plasma membrane. Gene Ontology annotation, molecular function: electron transfer activity. NCBI's taxonomy places the organism in Eukaryota, Viridiplantae, Streptophyta, Magnoliopsida, Rosales, Rhamnaceae. The record is from RefSeq and is a predicted model, not a curated record.